AUGCCAACAACACCCGGCGGCGAGAUUGAUGAGGGUGUCCUCAAAACAUUAGGUACUGCUACCGAAACCAAAAUCACAAAGCCGGUCCGAGGGCUUCCGAUGCGACCAUCCAUGGUUAACUCCCAGGAGGCGACCCUAGGACUGUGUAAGCCGGCUACCGUGAAGAAUAGCCUUGAGCGCGGCCCGACCACAGAGAUGAAGAGCGACAACGAGAACGAGAUCGAGUUGCCGCCAAAAAUUGGCUUCCACGGGCAAAGAUGGUUCCGCCAUAAGGCAUUGUCUGCGUACAGGAAGCUGUUCAUUAUGGUUUUUAGUAUCAACCUCAUCGCCUUCAUCGCCAUGCUUGUCAACUCACCCAGCGAGGGUCUCAAAGUCAAUGAUAUAGCUACAGCGGUUGCGGCGAACCUUUUUGCGUCGGUGCUAUUCCGACA
Messenger RNA from Diaporthe amygdali, 431 nucleotides. RefSeq lists its product as uncharacterized. The annotation marks the transcript as partial. The record is from RefSeq and is a predicted model, not a curated record. NCBI's taxonomy places the organism in Eukaryota, Fungi, Ascomycota, Sordariomycetes, Diaporthales, Diaporthaceae. The transcript has a single exon.